Messenger RNA from Echinostoma caproni, 561 nucleotides. The record is from the annotation of a GenBank genome assembly. Lineage: Eukaryota; Metazoa; Platyhelminthes; Trematoda; Plagiorchiida; Echinostomatidae.
AUGCUCAAUUCACCACCUCUUUUCUUAUAUCCAUUAAAACAUGUAGUAUGCGGACUGAUGAAUAAAACGAUUAGACCAGUUGGUCUGGUUGAUGCCAGUUGGCCGGAAUUGGAAAAUUAUUACCGCACACAGCGAUUUUAUACACACGCUAAACCGGAAGAUCAAACAUUUGACCGAAACGAGGAGCUCGGUGGUAACCUGGAAUCGAACACUCUGCAACAAUCUAUGCAGGCCAGUGCCGCCAUUCGGUGCUAUAGACGUCAAUUGCUGGUCAGUCUCAGUGCCCGGGUUCAGCUCCCUUUACUCACACUAAUGAACAUGGAUGAAUGUCCGGCCACACUGAUCGAGUCGGCUAUCGGAGCGAACCCGAUGGUGGGCAAGACUAGUGUGGCCGAAUAUCCGUACCAUCGACUCUCGAAUCCGGCCACUCCACCAUUGAUCCACUCACUGGCACCCAGUCAGGAUUUGAUGGCGGAGCUGCUGAAGCAUAUCACGCUGCUUAACGAAGAACUGUGGAAAGGAUUUGCUAUUGUAUAUGAAAAUGAACGAGGUUUGUUCUAG